GUGACUGAACAUUGUAAAAACAUGGAGAGAGAAUAUCAGCAUGAACCUCUACGGUCUCCCUUGAUUCAAAUCACAGGUCAAGAACAAGAUGAAGUCAAAGUUGAUAAUGAUACACUGAAAAACAAUAAAAGUAUAGCAGUAAGAAGAGAAAUUUUUGAAGAAGUGGAGAAGCAGUUAUGGCUGGCAGGGCCUUUGAUAUCUGUGGGUCUGCUAAACUUUUGCAUACAGAUUAUAUCCGUAAUGUUUGUUGGUCACCUAGGCGAGUUGCCACUCUCUGGUGCUUCAAUGGCUACUUCUUUUUGUUCUGUCACUGGUGUUAGCUUACUGCUGGGAAUGGCAUGUGCCUUGGAUACCUUGUGUGGCCAGUCAUAUGGAGCUAAGCAACACCGCAUGUUAGGCAUACACACUCAGAGGGCCAUGCUACUUCUUAUGAUUGUAAGCAUACCCCUUGCAAUUAUUUGGGCAAACACAAGAACCAUUUUGAUUUUCCUUGGCCAAGAUCCUGAGAUAUCUGAAGAAGCUGGAAAAUAUGCUCAAUUAAUGAUUCCAAGCCUUUUUGCUUAUGGUCUUAUUCAGUGCCUAAACAGAUUCUUGCAAACCCAAAACAUUGUAUUUCCAAUGGUAUUUAGCUCUGCAGUUACUACAUUACUACAUCUUCUUGUUUGUUGGCUUAUGGUAUUCAAAUAUGGACUAGGAAGCAGAGGAGCUGCUAUAGCAAAUUCUACAUCUUAUUGGGUGAAUGUUUUGAUACUAACACUCUAUGUCAAGUUUUCUCCUUCGUGUGCAGCAACUUGGACAGGCUUUUCAAAAGAGGCACUGCAUAACAUUCCCUCUUUUCUAAGGCUUGCCAUUCCUUCAGCUGUAAUGGUUUGCUUGGAAAUGUGGUCAUUUGAAAUGAUGGUUCUCCUAUCUGGUCUUCUACCAAAUCCAAAGUUAGAAACAUCAGUGCUUUCUAUUUGCUUAAAUACAGCAUCAACUGUUUGGAUGAUCCCCUCUGGUUUCAGUGAAGCUAUCAGCAUUCGUGUGUCAAAUGAGCUUGGAGCUGGUCAUCCAUGGGCUGCACGUUUAGCUGUGUUUGUUGUUGUGGUAAUGACAGUUAUUGAAGGCAUUUUAGUUGGAACCGUGAUGAUACUAAUGCGGAAUAUUUGGGGCUAUGUAUAUAGUAAUGAAGUAGAAGUGGUCAAAUAUGUAGCAAUUAUGAUGCCACUUCUUGCAGCAUCCAAUUUUCUAGAUGGGAUCCAGGGUGUACUUUCAGGCACAGCUAGAGGUUGUGGUUGGCAGAAAAUUGGUGCCUUUAUCAAUCUAGGCUCUUAUUAUCUAUGUGGGAUUCCAUCAGCAAUUCUGUUUACUUUUGUAUUGUAUAUUGGAGGGAAGGGGCUAUGGCUAGGAAUCAUAUGUGAACUUAUUGUUCAAGUAUUAUCUCUAUUGGUCAUCACUCUACGUACUGAUUGGGAGCAAGAGGCAAAGAACGCCGCAGACAGAGUUUUUGAUUCAAUAACUUCAGAAAACAUAGUCUUCUAA
Abrus precatorius (Indian licorice) is the source of this 1521-nucleotide messenger RNA. RefSeq names its product protein DETOXIFICATION 16-like. The record is from RefSeq and is a predicted model, not a curated record. Gene Ontology annotation, biological process: xenobiotic detoxification by transmembrane export across the plasma membrane. Gene Ontology annotation, cellular component: membrane. NCBI's taxonomy places the organism in Eukaryota, Viridiplantae, Streptophyta, Magnoliopsida, Fabales, Fabaceae. The transcript is spliced from 8 exons. Bases 22 to 1521 code for a protein of 499 amino acids. Gene Ontology annotation, molecular function: xenobiotic transmembrane transporter activity; antiporter activity.